Molecule: messenger RNA, 759 nt
Organism: Momordica charantia (bitter melon)
Lineage: Eukaryota; Viridiplantae; Streptophyta; Magnoliopsida; Cucurbitales; Cucurbitaceae
Source: RefSeq, a predicted model, not a curated record
AUGGAGGAUAAUAAUAGCAUAGGACCGUAUGAUUCAUCUGUUUUACAUCUUCAAGCUAGCCAUCGAUCUGAGUUGGUCUGGCAAACUGGAUACAUCGACCCCUCACAUUACAGACGUCGAGAGGCUACUAUUAGUAGGGUGACACGUCCAGAUCCUCGUAUAGAUCCAUAUCUACGACAAAUAGGAUUUUAUGGUGUGUCACGUUUGAAUUUUAUACAGUUGGACUGUCAUUUGAUCACAGCUUUGGUGGAGCGCUGGCGACAAGAGACGCACACAUUUCACUUGUCGCAUGGAGAGUGUACCGUCACAUUACCGGAUUUCGCCAUCAAAUUUGAACUACCUAUAGACAGGAAAGCUCUUAUUGGAUCAUUUCAGCAUACUUGGAGGGAUGUGUGUACUGAAUUAAUAGGAGUUACACCAGGAGAAAGAGAUUUAGUUGGUGAUCGUCUUAGCUUACCAUGGUUGGCAAACCAGUUUGAUGAUUUUGCCCAUCUACCAGAUGAUGUUGAUGAUGUAGCUCUACAACGUUAUGCUAGCGCAUACAUUCUUACCAUUAUUAGAGGUAUUGUAUUUUCAGAUAGGUUGAAUAGUAGAGUCCACUUGAUGUACCUACCUCUACUAGCAGAUUUUGGUAUAGCUGAACAGUACAGUUGGGGUGCGAGUUGCCUUGCAUGGCUUUAUAGACAGUUAUGCAAAGCUGUAGCUAUAGAUGCACAAGAUAUAGCAGGACCAGUUAUAUUACUACAAAUUUGGGCAUGA